Messenger RNA from Triticum urartu, 1131 nucleotides. Lineage: Eukaryota; Viridiplantae; Streptophyta; Magnoliopsida; Poales; Poaceae. The record is from RefSeq and is a predicted model, not a curated record.
ACUCACCAAGCCACACGGGAUUGAUAAAGACCAAGACCGCGCAACCACAUGGUACAGGAGUCCGAGCAGUCCGCCGCCUCUAUGGACUCGUCCUCGGGCUGGGCGGUAGCACCGGCGGUCUCCGCGGCGGCGCCGACCAUGCCGAUCGGUAGCAUACUCACCAUGACAGGCAUCUUUCUGGUGUUCCUGACGUUCGCUGUCGCGCUCAUCUUCCUCCAGUACUACUUCAACACCAGCGUCCGGACCGCCGCGCCUAGAGGGCGGCCACGCGGCGGCCGGGCCUGGGAGGCGGCCGCGGAGGGCGUCGACCCGGAGCUUCUGCGGUCACUGCCGGUCACGGUGUACCGCGCGGCGCCGAAAGGCUCCACGGACGACGUCGGGGUGGAGUGCGCGGUGUGCCUGACCGAGCUCGAAGACGGGGAGGAGGCCAGGUUCUUGCCCCGGUGCGGCCACGGCUUCCACACCGAGUGCGUCGACAUGUGGCUUGCCUCCCCCACCAGCUGCCCGCUCUGCAGGGCCACCGUCGGCAAACCCGACGAGUCGCAGGCGCUUACACCGACGAGUCUCCCUUCCUUGCCGCCGGAGCCGGUGAACUACGCCGGGAACCUGCCGGCGAGUGUACUGCUCGGGGUUUCAGACCAGGCCACGCUCGCCGCGGGGACCGUGACCUCUCACGGAGGCCAGUCAAGCCCCUCCGCCCUUGCCACCACGGCAAUGCUGGUGAUCGACAUUCCGGACUCAAGGACAGUGGCGACCCCACGCGGCGCGUCCAAGUCUCCGGGCUUAGCGAGGCUGAGGUCUUUGAAGAGGCUCUGGAGCUUCGGGAGGCAAGGACCGUCGGGGCCGACUCCCCCCUGCUCCGGCGGCAGCGUUAGCGGAACAGCGGACACAGACCAGGGUAUUAGUAUCACCUGUGCAACUCCAAGAGCUCCCGUGUAGCGUGUAGAGCCGGAAUUACCUAGGACGUGCGGCCACAGUCUGCCUCCCUCCCAAGAGAUCAACUCCGAUGCCUAUGCUCUGUACAUAUAAUGCAGCUGCCCACAUAGACAAUCUAAGAGCAUCUCCAACAGGUGAUGUAUCAUGGGCACACAAAAAGUAGUUUUACAUCAUCAAAAAGUGAAUUUUCCAUCA